This is a messenger RNA of Ictalurus punctatus (channel catfish), 3699 nucleotides long. RefSeq names its product hepatic and glial cell adhesion molecule a (gene hepacama). The record is from RefSeq and is a predicted model, not a curated record. NCBI's taxonomy places the organism in Eukaryota, Metazoa, Chordata, Actinopteri, Siluriformes, Ictaluridae. The coding region runs from base 144 to 1391 and encodes 415 amino acids. The transcript has 7 exons.
CUGUUCAGUGAGGGGUCCUGGGAGUGGGGUUCAGAGCAGGCAGCGUCCAGUCUGGCAGGAAGAGUUGUGUGUUCUCGGAGACGUGCCUGGAGUGGCCAAACCAUGCUGAGUGUGGGGGAGAGAACCCCAACGCUGCUCCCAAGAUGAAGGUGGAGAGGCAGGCUUCCUCCAAAGAGGCAGGAGUUUUUUCACUUUUCCAGAAACUGUGCAUCCUCAACUUUUUCCUGGCAGUCGUUAAUGGAGUGAACAUCACCUGCCCAUCCUCUAUCAUAAGAGGCACCCUAGGCGGCUCAGCCAUGCUCUCCGUCAGCUACACCAGCACCAGCUCAGACAGGCCCGUCAUCAAGUGGCAGCUGAAGAGGGACAAACCCAUCACUGUGGUGCAGUCUAUCGGCACUGACAUCAUUGGGAACUUGCGGAGCGAGUACCGUGGCCGCAUCAUGCUCUUCGACAACGGAUCACUGCUGCUCAACUACCUGCAGCUGUCAGAUGAGGGCGCCUACGAAGUGGAGAUCUCUAUCACUGAUGACACCUUUACCGGAGAGAAACACAUGAACCUCACUGUAGAUGUUCCUUUGUCCAGGCCAUUCGUGCACAUGGUGGCUUCCUCUGUGCUGGAGCUUACUGAGCACUUUACAUUGAACUGCACUCAUGAAAGAGGCACAAAGCCUAUUUAUGGCUGGCUGAAGGGUGGGAAACCGCUGAUCAAUGACUCACGUCUGCUACUGUCACAUGACCAGAAAGUUCUGACUAUCUCCAGAGUGGUGAUGUCAGACGAUGAUAUCUACACCUGCAUUGUGGAGAACCCCAUCAGCAACAUGAAGAGCAUGCCUGUCAGACUCACAGUCUACAGACGAAGUUCUCUCUAUAUCAUCCUUUCAACUGGUGGAAUUUUCUUGCUCAUAACCCUGGUGACGGUGUGUGCCUGCUGGAAGCCCUCCAAAAAAAAAAGGCAACAGUCUGUCAUGCAGAACAGACAAAAUGUAGAGCAGAGCAAUGGCAAUCAUGAAGUUGCAGUUGAUAUUGUGCCAGGAAGGAGCUACCAUACUCGUAAAGGCCCAGGUGGCUUAUAUGUUCUGAAGGAAACAGACUUUUCAGAAGAACAAGACGAGGAGCCGUGUAACUACAUCCACCCUUUGGAUCCACAAAGUCCACCUUGCUAUCCCAGCACAUUCUCCUCUCCAGAUGCAUAUACCUACUCAGGAAGAAGAUACCCUCGCACCCCUGUUCCCUCUCCUCCCACAACCCCGUCUGCCACCAUGGCCACCGCAUCUUCACAACAUAUGCGAAGCUUAACGCGAAAGCCCCACCCUUCGGCUGCAAGCCCCACCCCCUCAAACACAGAGGAGCAGUCGACUGUACACGAGACUAGCAUUCACAGCCGCAUUUAACCACCGAAUCAAAGCACAUAGUUAGAGACAGAAAUAGAGAGAGAGAGAGAGAGAGAGAGAGAGAGAGAGAGAGAGAGAGAGAGAGAGAUGAUAUGUCUGAAUGUGCAUGUUAAUGGGUAGCGGGCUUGGAAAACACACUGUGGCAUUUCUGAAAACUACAGACUUUUCUGGGCUGAAAUACUGUACAUUUCCCGUUGGUAUGUGUCUCUACCAAAAGUGGAGUUUUAACCUUUUAAAUAUGGCUACUCCUCAAAAGUGAAAACAAAGAAAAUCACAUUUAAUUAUUCUAAUCUGACUCCAAGCAGACAUUUUGACAGUCAGUAUCUGAAUUUAUUAGGCUUACACUUAAGUCACUAUAGUAUGUAACUAUCCAACAACUUGAUAAAAGUGGGACAGUCACUACGAAUCAUAUUCAGAGUUGAGUUUUGCACACAUGCUGUAGUAAGGAUUUGUUUAAUAAUGCCUUUGGAUAACGGAUUUCAGUAAUGCAGACUUAAACCCAUUUUUCUUGCAUGACAUGGAGUAGUACAAAGAGGAGUAAAUCCAGCACCACUGUCCACCAUUUGAUAUAAUUAUAGUCAUGUUGUGUUGGAAUGUACACUACCGGUCAAAAGUUUGGAGACACUUGACUGAAAUGUUUCUCAUGAUCUUAAAAACCUUUUGAUCUGAAGGUGUAUGAUUAAAUGUAUGAAAUCGGUGUACAAAGAUAUAAUCAUGCCGACAUAUUCAUUUCUUUCAUUAGAAAACUAACAUUUUAUUUACAAAAAAAGAUUUAUCUUUAAAUGGAUGACUUGGAGUGAAAUAUUCUGAAAAGCAGCCAAUAAGAGUCCAGCGUAGGUGGGAACUCUUUUAAUACUGUUUAAAAAGCAUCUCAGGGUGAUUGGUAGAAAUCGGUUGAGAAAAUGCCAAGAAUACAUUUCUGUAAAUUGUAGGCGAAAAGGGGGUCUACUUUGAAGACGCUAAGAUCAAUUAUUUUAAUUAUUUUGGAUUUUUUAUCACACCAUAAUUCCCAUAGUUCCAUUUGUGUUACUCCAGAGUUUUGAUGACUUUAUUAUUAUUAUAAAAUGUGGGGGGAAAAUAAUAAAAAUAAAGAAUGAGCGUUUCUAAACUUUUGACCAGUAGCGUAUGUCUUGCGCUGUAAAUACACUCAAAAAACUAUGGAAUGCCAUUUGAGACCAAUAUUAAAUGCAUAAAUAUGACACUAUUAAUUAAUUAAUGAUGUCAUCCCAUUACAAUCUUUUAAAACUUUUUUUUUACAUGGAGGAGAAUGCAGUACAAAGCAUCUUUAAUUAAAAAACACUACCCUCUCUUGGACAAGUCUACUACUUGAUAAAUCUGGCAACCUUGGAGCUGUGAACUACUCUAUAUGGACACAUGGCCCUCAGACCCAUAUGUGCUUUUUGAAGAUCUUGUUCCAGAUUUAGUCCCCACUUUGCUGUUAUAAUAACCUCCACAGUUCUUGAAGGCCUUCCACAAGAUUUUGAAGGGUUGAGGAAAGGUUUCUAUGCUGGUCACUCAAGUUCUUCCACUCCAUUCUUGACAAACCAUGUGUUCAUGGAGCUUGCUUUGCCCAGGCACCUUUGUUAUGCUGAAAGGUUUGGGCUCCUUUCCAGUGAAGGGAAAUUUAAUGCUACAGAAUACAGAUAUUCUGUACAACUGUGUGCUUCCAACUUUGUGGCAACAGUUUGAAGAGGGUCCACAUAUUGGUGUGAUGCUCAGGUGCCCACAUACAUUUGGCCAUAUAGUGUAUGAGCAAAUGAUUUGUAUAACCUGAAUGCCACACCCAGAAAAAGCAUCUGUGUAAACUGUCUCAGAAAAAUGUACAACGUCUCCCUUAUAAAUAUCUACUCGCCAAAUUUUGGAUACAGCCCUGUGUGAGGAUAUCAUACUUAGCUAAUAAGGUUAGGCAGACUGACUGUUUUUAUAGCUGUGUUUGUAAAAUUAGCUCCUUGCCAAUGUGAUGAAAAUUUUUUUAAUGCUGACACAAAACGCAAUUUUGCAAGAAUUCAGCCACAGAUUUUCCCAGGCCGCCACACAUAGUGUAUAUCACUGGGAAUAUAAGGAAAUAAAUGUCUCACUGAAAUCAAACAUAUCAUAUUACAUAUGGAAGUACCAGAUAAAAGUGGGAGUUAUGUUGUGAAUUGGCUUCUGGUUCAUUUAUUGUUAUGUUUCUAAUUGUUUAAGAGCAUGUUAUUUGGAGCACAUUCACUUUUCAAUUUUUAAAGCAAUAUCAGACACCUAACAUAGCAAUAAACAUUGAAUAGUGGAAUGGACAGUCGUUAAAUAAAUAAACGUUUGUGAUAUUUUA